Triticum turgidum subsp. durum (durum wheat) is the source of this 939-nucleotide messenger RNA. Lineage: Eukaryota; Viridiplantae; Streptophyta; Magnoliopsida; Poales; Poaceae. The record is from the annotation of a GenBank genome assembly.
AUGGCCAUCGAGUUUGGCACGGGGGCGAUGCGCUCCCUCAUCCCCAAGCUGGGCGAGCUGCUCCUCAAGGAGUACAACCUGAAAGACACUGUGAAGAAGGGAAUUAAGGACCUCAAAGCCGAGCUCGAGACGAUGCAUGCUGCUCUUGAGAAGGUCUCCAAUAUGCCGCUGGACCAGCUUGACUCACAAGUCAUGAUCUGGGCAAACGAAGUAAGGGAGUUGUCCUUCGCCAUCGAGGACAGCCUCGACUCAUCCAUGGUGCGAAUCGACAGUCUUGAGCCGACCAAGCCACGAACCUUCAAGGGCUUCAUCAAGAAGACCCGCAACAAGGUUAGCAAGUUCAAGAUUCGCCAUAAACUAGCCGAGGACAUCAAAGAGGUCAAGAUUCAAGUUAGGGAGGUGAAGGAACGGCAUGAAAGGUACAAGAUCAGUGAUGUUGUGGCUAAUCCCACCACAACAACGGUUGACCCUCGUCUGUUGGCCAUGUACACAAAGAUGCCUGACCUUGUUGGCAUUGAAAAGGCGAUUGAUGAGCUAACAAACAAGUUGUCUGAGGGUGAUGAUCCGUCCGGGAGAACACUCAAGACAGUCUCCAUUGUUGGGUUCGGAGGACUGGGCAAAACAACUCUUGCUAAAGCAGUGCAUGACAAGAUGAGGAAGUCAUUUGAUUGUGGUGCUUUUGUUUCGGUGGGUCGAAAUCCUGACAUAAAGAAAAUUCUCAAGGACAUCCUUCUUGCACUUGACAGGCAAAUGUAUAUGGAUGCAUCAACAAUGGAUGAAAUGCAACUCAUCAACCAGCUACGGGAAUUCCUCGCAGACAAGAGGUACUUGAUUAUUAUUGAUGACAUAUGGGACAUACCAACAUGGGAACUGAUUAAUUGUGCAAUGGUGGAUAGUUGCUCUGGAAAUAGAAUAAUCAUAACUACUCGUAUUUCUUGA